Messenger RNA from Orycteropus afer afer, 3200 nucleotides. It is a transcript of the gene RPS6KA1, whose product is annotated as ribosomal protein S6 kinase A1. The record is from RefSeq and is a predicted model, not a curated record. NCBI's taxonomy places the organism in Eukaryota, Metazoa, Chordata, Mammalia, Tubulidentata, Orycteropodidae. Gene Ontology annotation, molecular function: magnesium ion binding; ribosomal protein S6 kinase activity; ATP binding. Gene Ontology annotation, biological process: protein phosphorylation; intracellular signal transduction; positive regulation of DNA-templated transcription.
GUGCGAGUGCCUCGGCGGCGGCAGCAGCGGCGGCGGACGGCCCAGCCGGAGCGCGGGGGGCGCGAGGGCUCGGGCGCGCAGAGCCCCGGAACCGAGCACCCGGGAGCGGCACAGCUAGGGCCGCAGGAGGAGCGUUCGCGGCCAGGCGGCGGCGCGAUGCCGCUCGCCCAGCUCAAGGAGCCCUGGCCGCUCAUGGAGCUGGUGCCGCUGGACCCGGAGAAUGGCCAGGCCUCAGGGGAAGAAGCUGGACUUCAGCCAUCCAUGGAUGAAGGCAUUCUCAAGGAGAUCUCCAUCACGCACCACGUCAAGGCUGGCUCUGAGAAGGCUGACCCAUCCCAUUUUGAGCUCCUUAAGGUUCUGGGCCAGGGAUCCUUUGGCAAAGUCUUCCUGGUGCGGAAGGUCACCCGGCCUGACAAUGGGCAUCUGUAUGCCAUGAAGGUGCUGAAGAAGGCAACCCUGAAAGUGCGUGACCGUGUCCGGACCAAGAUGGAGAGAGACAUCCUGGCUGAUGUCAACCACCCAUUUGUGGUGAAGCUGCACUAUGCCUUCCAGACCGAGGGCAAGCUCUAUCUCAUUCUGGACUUCCUGCGUGGCGGGGACCUCUUCACACGGCUCUCGAAGGAGGUUAUGUUCACGGAGGAGGAUGUGAAGUUCUACCUGGCUGAGCUGGCUUUGGGGCUGGACCACCUGCACAGCCUGGGCAUCAUCUACAGAGACCUAAAGCCUGAGAACAUCCUUCUGGAUGAAGAAGGCCACAUCAAACUAACUGACUUUGGCUUGAGCAAGGAGGCCAUUGACCAUGAGAAGAAGGCCUACUCCUUCUGUGGGACAGUGGAGUACAUGGCCCCCGAAGUUGUCAACCGCCAGGGCCACACCCACAGUGCAGACUGGUGGUCCUAUGGGGUGUUGAUGUUUGAGAUGCUGACGGGCUCCCUGCCCUUCCAAGGGAAGGACCGAAAGGAUACCAUGACAAUGAUUCUGAAGGCGAAGCUAGGCAUGCCCCAGUUUCUGAGCACAGAAGCCCAGAGCCUCCUGCGGGCUCUGUUCAAGCGGAAUCCUGCCAACCGGCUCGGUUCUGGCCCUGAUGGAGCAGAGGAAAUCAAGCGGCACGUUUUCUACUCCACCAUUGACUGGAAUAAGCUGUACCGUCGUGAGAUCAAGCCACCCUUUAAGCCAGCUGUGGCUCAACCCGAUGAUACCUUCUACUUUGACACAGAGUUCACAUCCCGCACACCCAAGGAUUCCCCAGGCAUCCCCCCCAGUGCUGGUGCCCAUCAGCUGUUUCGUGGUUUCAGCUUCGUGGCCACUGGCCUGAUGGAGGACGACGGCAAGCCUCGGGCCACACAGGCACCGCUGCACGCAGUGGUACAGCAACUCCACGGAAAGAACCUGGUUUUCAGUGAUGGCUACGUGGUAAAGGAGACGAUCGGUGUGGGCUCCUAUUCUGUGUGUAAGCGCUGUGUGCACAAGGCCACCCAUAUGGAGUAUGCUGUCAAGGUCAUUGACAAGAGUAAGCGGGACCCCUCAGAGGAGAUUGAGAUUCUUCUGCGGUACGGGCAGCAUCCCAACAUCAUCACCCUGAAAGACGUGUAUGAUGAUGGCAAACACGUGUACCUGGUGACAGAGCUGAUGCGGGGCGGGGAGCUGCUGGACAAGAUCCUGCGGCAAAAGUUCUUCUCAGAGCGAGAGGCCAGCUUCGUCUUGCAUACCAUCAGCAAGACCGUGGAAUAUCUGCACUCGCAGGGGGUUGUACACAGGGACCUCAAGCCCAGCAACAUCCUUUAUGUGGACGAAUCAGGGAACCCCGAGUGCCUGCGCAUCUGCGACUUUGGCUUUGCCAAGCAGCUGCGGGCUGAGAAUGGACUCCUUAUGACACCUUGCUACACUGCCAACUUUGUGGCACCUGAGGUGCUGAAGCGCCAGGGCUACGAUGAAGGCUGUGACAUCUGGAGCCUGGGCAUUCUGCUGUAUACCAUGCUGGCUGGAUACACUCCAUUUGCCAAUGGACCAAGUGACACACCAGAGGAAAUCCUGACACGGAUCGGUAGUGGGAAGUUUACCCUCAGUGGGGGAAAUUGGAACACGGUUUCAGAAACAGCCAAGGACCUGGUAUCCAAGAUGCUACAUGUAGACCCCCACCAGCGCCUCACAGCCAAGCAGGUUCUUCAGCACCCAUGGAUCACCCAGAAAGACAAGCUCCCCCAGAGCCAGCUCUCCCACCAGGACCUGCAGCUUGUGAAGGGAGCCAUGGCAGCCACGUACUCUGCACUCAAUAGCUCCAAACCCACUCCUCAGCUAAAGCCCAUUGAAUCAUCUAUCCUGGCCCAGCGGCGGGUGAGGAAGCUACCGUCCACCACCCUGUGAGGGGCCAGUGUGUGCAGGCCACAAGGCGGUGCUAGCUCAAAGGAGGCAGCAUACUUCCCAGAGGGAACAGGCCUGAGUCGCAAGGCCAGAGGGAGCUGGAGCCCCGAGGGAUCCAGGAAGCAGCCAGCCCAGAUCACCCCCAGUGAGGGUGUUAGAAGUGCCUUCUCCUUUCCCAGGAUGGACUCUUCUUGGCUCAAGCUCUGCUGGUUGAAAUUGAUCCACUGUACAAACUCUUCAUCUUUUUUUAAGGGAAAAAAUGGCAUCAACCACGAUGGAUUUUUACAAGAUUUUGCCUUUCUGGAGCAGAAGUAGCCCGUACAGCCUGGGAGGGGCACUGAGUCAUGCAAGGGCUCUGUGUGCCUGGGACUCUGCAGAGAAGCCUGGGGAGAACCCCACAACUGGCUGUCCGUAGCCAUCUGUGCACGCCUCCAAGGCAGUCCAGCGUCACCUCCCAGAGCCUUUGGCUGUUUAGACUUCACUCCAUCCCCAGUCAAUUCCUUGUCUGUUCUGGUCUGCUGGGGGGUUCUGGAACCACAUCCUGCUACAGGAGAGGACCAAGUCCCCACCGACUCCCAGCUCCAGGCACCAGCAUCUGCGUCAGCCCGCCAGUGGGUCUCCUGCAGUCAGAUUGGGCCGCCCCAGGGGGAAGAUCAGGAAAGCACUUUUUGGCCGACUUCUGUGGGGGUCUGCCACAGGACAGAGCUCAUAGGAGGCCAGUGGAGCAGGCCGAGGCGGGCAGGGGCUUUUUGUUUUGGUUUGUUUCAUUUCUUCCUCAGCUGGUAACUCAGGGUUCAUCUGUCCAUGGCCUUUCUAAUAAACUUACAGUUGAGUUGAAA